Messenger RNA from Vanrija pseudolonga, 2061 nucleotides. Its product is annotated as Regulator of drug sensitivity 2. Gene Ontology annotation, molecular function: zinc ion binding; RNA polymerase II transcription regulatory region sequence-specific DNA binding; DNA-binding transcription factor activity, RNA polymerase II-specific. The transcript has 7 exons. Gene Ontology annotation, cellular component: nucleus. Gene Ontology annotation, biological process: regulation of DNA-templated transcription. The record is from RefSeq and is a predicted model, not a curated record. Bases 212 to 1951 code for a protein of 579 amino acids. NCBI's taxonomy places the organism in Eukaryota, Fungi, Basidiomycota, Tremellomycetes, Trichosporonales, Trichosporonaceae.
AGAGAGGGACGGUUUGUGGGUUCAGUAGACCACUACCAAUCCUCGUUGAUCAAUACAAAUCAUCUCGACACUCGGCAUCUCCUCAUCCACCAUUGCAGCCUCCCCACACACGACCCACGGCCCGUACACCCAAUCCAGAUGAUUCUGGCGAGCCGAGCCCAUAGCUUGGUAUAAGCGCCGCACCAGCCCAACCCCCGCCGCCGUCUCCAUCAUGACAGAUUCUACUCCGCAAACAAUGUUGUCAACCGCCGUCAGACCAACACCCCUCGCAUCAACUAUGCCCCGGUCGGGCUGGAAACAACAACCACCAGCCGGCCCGGCAGCAGCCGUUGGCGGCGGCGGCCCAUCGUCCGCUGCCGCCGCUUCACUCACGCCAAAGCGCGACCGCGGCGCUGACUCGCACGACGAAUCCCACAAAUCAAAAAAGGCAAAGCGAAAAGGUGGCAAGGCCUGUGUCUACUGCCGAAGAAGCCAUAUGGUCUGCGAAGGCGGCCGGCCUUGUGAACGAUGCAUUAAGCGCGACAUUGCCCACUUAUGCCGCGACGUCACUCCGCCGUCGUCAGCAAAGAAGCCAGACCAGCCCGCCGCACCCGUCAUUCCAAAGACGGAGCCACCACCGCUCGUGUUCGACACUGGCUCGUCGUCAUGGCCGCUGCUGCCCCCCAGUACGACAGCGCCAGAACCGCAACAGCCCGAGGCACCGGCGCCGCCGCCAGCGCUCGACCUCGGCGUCAUGACGCGCGACGUCAGCAACGUCUCGAGCGGCGGCUGGGGCGUCGGCGACAACGCCGAGUUUGGCAUCCUCUCUGACAUGCUCAAGACGCUCCGUGUCCCCACACUGCCUGGCGGCUUUGUCGACGUGCUCUCCCAGGUCGUCCGCCGCGGCAGCAACGACCCCUCGCUCGCCGGCCCCCAGCUCGCUGGCGGCACCAGCUCAGCCCUCCAGUUGCAGGGCGCGGCCCCAGCGCAGAGCAGCAGCAGCUCGUCGGCGAGCGGACAAGCUCCGCCCGCCGCGGCCGAUGCCAAGGGAAAGGGCAAGGCAGAGCCCUUCAGCAGCAUCUCGCGUAUCGAACAGUACCUGCUGGCCGCUGCCGACCAGCCCGAUGGAACUCGUGCCGCACGAUUGACACAGGUCAUCCGAGCAAAGUACGAGGCCGGCUUGCUCAAGCCAUACGACUAUAUCAAGGGCUACGAACGGAUGAACCGCUGGAUGGACUCUGGCCGCGCCGCCCGCAUCGAUGCCAGCAGAGCGCCGUCGCCGACAAAAGGCAACAAGCGCUACGUUGUCCCGCCACCGCCAAGUGGAAGCAGCAUAUCGCCGGAUUCUCGGCGACGCAUCCUCGCCGCUUUGGAAGUCUUCCGACCAAAGUUCAGACGAAUCGCCAAGGAGCUCACAGAUCUCGACCUCGUGUUUGUCGAGGAAGCCAACGAGCGUCUCAUGCUCCAGUACGACCGUGCACUGGCAUCCAUCCACACGCCAAGCUGCAUCUGGCGCCGUACCGGCGAGAUCCAAAAGGCCAACCAAGAGUUUGCUUCUCUCACCGGCAUUCCGGCGCCGUUGUUCCGCAACGGCCAGUUGUGCGUCUACGAGCUCAUGGACGAGGACAGCGCUGUGCGCUUCUGGGAAGGAUAUGGCAAGGUUGCGUCCGAGAAGGGCCAAAGCCACCUGUACACCUACUGCACCCUCAAGAUCCCUCUGUCACUCACCCGGGCGCAGCAGUCACGCACACAAGGCAACACGCCGUCUGUCGUGCCAGUCUCGCAGCACGGCUCGGUGCCCGACUUGAUGCUGCCCCAGGCUGCUGUUGGACCACUGGGUCCCUCUGGCCAGCCGGGCGGCACCAUUGACGAGGAGUACCGUGUCAUCCGGACAUGCUUCAGCAUGACUAUCCGGCGCGACCGCUACGAGAUUCCUGUGGCCAUCAUGGGACAAUGGAUUCCUAUUCUCUAAAUAUUGAUUUUUCCCUUUGUCUUAACACUGUUUUCUUUUGGUCUGCCCGUAUGGCUAGCUCUCCCCUAGAUUGUAGCAUUGCAUGGGAGAUGGAUGUUGUGUUGUUGAGG